GUACUACGCCUCGUACCCGUCGCCGCGGCCCCGAUCGGGAAGUGUCAACACGGAGCUGGGUUCCCCAGUCUUCGCGGCUACCACCUUCAGCCGAUCCCGGACCCCCUAACCAGGCCCGGGCCCAGCCGCCAUGACGAACGUGUACUCCUUGGAUGGGAUCCUGGUGUUUGGUUUGCUCUUUGUUUGCACCUGUGCUUACUUCAAGAAAGUACCUCGUCUCAAAACCUGGCUGCUAUCAGAGAAGAAGGGAGUUUGGGGUGUGUUUUACAAAGCCGCUGUGAUUGGAACCAGGCUGCAUGCUGCUGUGGCAAUUGCCUGUGUUGUAAUGGCCUUUUACGUCCUGUUUGUAAAAUGAAUUCCAACGCAUCCAUCUCAUCAGCUGCCAACCAAGAGGAUGAGGGUGAAGAACCUGUCCGGGGCCUGGGCCCAACAUGAGAGAGCUCAGCUAAAAUCAUCAAAGCCCCCAAGAUGACACCACAGCAUCUGCUCCUACCAUAUGUGGGGAAAAC
Messenger RNA from Lynx canadensis (Canada lynx), 509 nucleotides. RefSeq names its product transmembrane protein 167B (gene TMEM167B). Bases 131 to 355 code for a protein of 74 amino acids. The record is from RefSeq and is a predicted model, not a curated record. The transcript is spliced from 3 exons. Lineage: Eukaryota; Metazoa; Chordata; Mammalia; Carnivora; Felidae.